UUUUCGCUGAUAAAGAAACCAAGUACUGAACGAAUCGUGACAUCAGUCGGAUUGUGUCAACGAGAAUGUUCAACAACUAGAUAUUUCAGUUAUAAUAAAAAAGACAGUACAUGUUCCUGCUUAAACAACAACGAAAUACAGUUCACCAAUGCUGCAAACCUUUCGACAUGCCUAAAAUCAACAGUUGAAACAAUAUUAGUAUAUCAGGUUUAUAAUGGUACAAUUACAUAUGGAGCCAAAAAUGGACUUUGUACGACAUUAACUUGCACUCCUCCCCAUGUUGUUGAUGUGAAAGCAACCGUUUGUAAAGGCGAUGACACUAUACAAGGUUUAUGCGAAGAUGGAAUGCAAUCAACUUCGGGGAAAUCCUGGGGUCUUCAACAGAAUCAAACCUUUGAAAACUGUCGGACUAAGGACAAGCUAUUAUUGCAUUCUAAUGCCUGUCAACAGUUAGGAAAAAAACUAACCUCACCUGCCUGGACAAAUGUUUUUAGAGAAAAAAUAGAAGUGGAACGAACAUUAGUUGACGCGACAUCUUUACCAAAAUUUUGCCAAUCAGCAAACAUUUCUGAUAAAGGGGAAAAGAUUUUAAAUCUACAUUGGCAGAAUUGCUCUAUAAAACUAGAAUGGUUUGUUUGCAAAAAUGAUUCCUCCACAGUUGAAAACACAUACCACAUGGAUGUAGCAACAGAUGCAAAUUAUGGGGUCAUUGUUGGUGGAUCUGUCGGAGCUGUCAUUGUUUUACUGAUAGGUGUAACUGUUAUUCUGUGCAAAGUGAGACGUAUCGGACUUUUUAAAUCUAGUGCUUCAGCGAAAACGACAAACGUAGUAUUUACGAAAUCAGUGGAUGGCGAAGAAACAAACAAUGAAGCACAGACUCAACAACACCUUAAUCAGGGUUAUGGUUUGGUAUUUCAAGCAAGCGAGAAAAGCAACAAAACAAACAAUUCAUAUGCACAAGUGCAGAAGGUCAAGCGUAUAGAGGAUACUUAUACAGAGAGUUCAAAUGAAGAGUAUGAUCAUUUACAUAAUAUUGGUGGACGAAUACCAAAAGCUGGUGAAAAUACCUACGAUAGCAAUGCAGGAUUCCAAAAUUGCAAUGAUCCUACCUAUGCCACUGCCUCAAGUUCUACUAGAGUUGAUAUGGAUAAUACGUACGAUCAUUCGUUUACAAAUAUGAAAACUUCCUCAGAAUAUGACGUUUCAGAUUCAUGUAUACAAAUCGAUAGAACAAACUUUGACGUAUAUGAUCAGGCUUGUUAAUUAGAAUUGUACCUUAAAUACAC
This is a messenger RNA of Mytilus californianus (California mussel), 1286 nucleotides long. RefSeq lists its product as uncharacterized. NCBI's taxonomy places the organism in Eukaryota, Metazoa, Mollusca, Bivalvia, Mytilida, Mytilidae. The record is from RefSeq and is a predicted model, not a curated record. The transcript is spliced from 8 exons. The coding region runs from base 346 to 1263 and encodes 305 amino acids.